Molecule: messenger RNA, 3007 nt
Organism: Drosophila novamexicana
Lineage: Eukaryota; Metazoa; Arthropoda; Insecta; Diptera; Drosophilidae
Gene: Rcd2
Product: protein MTL1
Exons: 3
Coding region: 341-2224 (627 amino acids)
Molecular function (GO): protein binding
Source: RefSeq, a predicted model, not a curated record
GACGUGUGUUCGCAGCAAAAGAAAAAAAAAGUUAAAUACUUCAGUUGUAAACAAAGCGCUUGGUUUUUUAUGCACGCUGUUUAGAAAAUCAAAGACCAUAAAAAAAAAAGAAUAAUUCACAUUUUGGUUCUUCACAUUGCAAUAAAAAGUGCAAAUUCUUGCCAUUAAAAUGGACAAACAUAAACUAAUUGACAAUGUGAUUUAAAUUGUAUACGAAAACGAUAAUAAUAAUAAAAAAAAAAACACAACAAAUACAAAUUAAAAGUGUGCAAAUCAACGUCUAUCAGAAAGAGUUUGGCGCUUUCAGGAUCUCAUCAAUACAGAUUUAGCCAAACAUUCAAUGGUACAGACAAUAUAUACUAGCAUAAAUAUGCGUUCGACAAGCUGUUUUGUUUUAAUUGGAAUUUGGUUCUUUUGGCUACCAGCGCAGACGAACGGAUUGUCAGAAAUUGACAAGAAGUGCUCGGCGUUUGAAUGCCCGGAAAAACCUGAUUCGCCUCAGUGCCCCGAAGAUAGUAGCACGGAAUUUAAGCCGGUGUCCAUCAUCCAGCCCGAUUUGCUGGAGCUAUGCUGUGCCAAGAGCUAUUGCAGCUGCAACAAGUGCCUAGAGAAGCCCAAAUGUGAACUGGGUGAAGUGCUAAUCGAGCUGAGCCAAGGCAAUGGCAAGCCAGGCAGCUGCUGCACCGAAUAUAAGUGCGGCAUGGAGCCGAAAUGUGUGCGGGGAAUGGGCAUCACCUACUGGCGGGAUGAGUGCACCAAAUGCAACAGCUGCCACCCGCUGUGCCAGUCAUUCUGCCAGUCGGACAGUGCACUGAGCAACUGUAUCACUGAUGAUAAACAGAUCGUGAUGAACGGGGAGCAAUGGUUACAGGGAGAUGGCUGCGAGCACUGCACCUGCAAGAAUGGCAUUAUUGAGUGCGAAACGUACUCCUGCAAACAGCCGGAAUGCGAACAGUACAUAAAAGUGCCUGGCGUGUGCUGUCCCGUUUGUCUAAACACGGAAAGUGUUGCCACCGAAGCGGCCAUUGUGCCGAGCAGCUCAACAAUCAAAUCUACUGCUCAGAUCUCAAGCGAAUCCAUCGAAACAGAGCCAUUUAAGCCAGCAGAGGAACACGAUAUAAAUAAACAGACGCCUUUCAAUGUAAAGGGCAUGACUACCGAGAAAACAUUGGAUAACGAUCAAGUUUUCGCAGAGCUCUCAAGCACACCUAAAUCGAGCAGCAGCAGCAUUUCCAGCAGCACGCCCAGCAGCACCUCCAGCAGCGCCUCCAGCAGCACCUCCAGCAGCACCCCCAGCAGCACCGACAGCAGCACCCCCAGCAGCACCUCCAGCACCACCUCCAGCACCACCUCCAGCACCACCUCCAGCACUAGCUCCAGCACCACAUCCAGCAGCACCUCCAGCAGCACCUCCAGCACCACAUCCAGCAGCAUCCCCAGCACCACCCCCAGCAGCACCUCCAACAACAGCCCCAGCAGCACCUCCAACAGCACCCCCAGCAGCAUGCCCAGCAGCACCACAGACGAAUUGGAUAAAUAUUCCACAGAGCUCACAGAGCUACCCCAAGUUGGUGUAGACAGCAAUGAAGGCGCGAAUGAACACAUCUCGGCAUGGAAUGAUUUUUCAACGGAGCCAUCUGUAAUUGCUGAGUCCGCUUCCGAAACAAAAGAUUGGCUUACAAAUGACACAACCAAUUCACAAGAGCUGGAAAGUAUUGAGGAGACAACCGAAGCAACUGAGGUAGUGGAACCAGAGCGUAAAGAUGACAGCCUGGAAUAUACAACACUAUCAGACAUAGACAGCACCGGAUCGAGCAGCAGCAGCAGCGCUGGAGUCUCAACCACACAGCAUCCAAGUUCGUUGGCCACAUCGGCACCCAACGCGCUGACACCCGAAUCGACCAGCUGGCAUCACGGCUCAACCAUCGAUGAUGCCGAUUAUCGUUUCGCACUUGAGAAUCACAAUGAUGCACUAUAUUCAUCAAAUGAAAAAUAUGUUUGGAUUAUGAGUAUCGGCGCCUUUGCGGUUUUCCUUGUUUUAGUCCUGUUCAUAUAUUAUUGUGUUAAAAAGUGCAAGGAACGUAAAUCGCUAUAUUCUUCGGUCCCGAAUUCAGAUUCAAAUCUAAGCGAGAAUACAACUACCUCUGAUCUGGUUCUACGCAUUGAUCAGCCCUUGCAGCACAACAUAGAGAAACAGAAGCAGCUUAAAGAGACAGCAGAAUAAUCGAUUUCACAAAAAAUAAAUACAUAACUAUAAGUGUACAUAUACAUAUACAAUAUAUAUAUAUAUAUAUAUAUAUAUAUAUAUAUAACUGUAUAUGGUAUAUCGUAUAUAUUGGAAAAUUUCAUCGAUGACUCUCGCCUAAAGACAAUGCUCGCGCAGAAUCAGCGAUUUUGCAAUACUUUCAUAAACUUUAAACAAAAACGAACUACACACAAAAAUUAUUAUAUUUAUUUAUUAAUUUAGUUAUGCAUUGUGAUAAUAUGGCAAAUUAUUGAUAUCAUCCAGAGUAAAAUCAUCUAAUUAAGUAAAACAAUAUAGUAUUUAGUUAAGUUCAUCCAGGGCGGUAGUCUGGCAUAAAUUUAACUUUCUAGAAAACUUCAACAAAUUUAUAAACAAUUGUACUGCCCUGUUUGGGCUUAGCAUUAUUUUAUAGAAGACUUAACAUGUUUAUUUAUCAACUGUUGCCUGACAAAUUAUAUUAACUAUAAAGUGCGAGAUCUGCACAAAUUGGCCAGCUUAGAAGUAAGAAUACACGCACACCCACAAAAACGCGCUAAAUAUUUGUUGAAAAAAAGAAGAGAAAUUAAAGGAAAUGCGCUGCACUGAUUACACAUUCCUUUUAAGCCCAUUUUUGAUUUCAAUUACAUACUUCAACAAAAAAAAAAAGAAAAAAAAACACAAAAACAAAACAAAAAAAAUGAUAUACCAAAGGUCUUGUUAGUAGCGUUCUCUCGUUUGGAUAAUUGCAAUAUAUAGAUAACGAAUAAAAUAUAACGAACUGAA